AUGGCAUAUGCAAAUGUGCACAUGUUCAUGGAAAAGUUGAAGCAGCUCAUAUACUCCAAUGAUAUUCCAGUGAUCAACAACCCAUUAAUCUUAUGUGAAAGGCCUCAAUUCCAACUGCUUUAUGAAGAACUUGGCUCCAUGAUACAGACCCUUUUCAACCACGAAGACCAAGAUCUACACAACUUUGAAGAAGUCAGAAAACUGAAGAAAAGAUUCAAAGCUGCAGCUGAAGAGGCAGAAGAUAUUGUUGAUAUCUUUGUAUCUGCUGUCUACUAUAGAUAUAACGAGUAUUUCACUAUCUCUGAUGUCUUUCAAACCUCUAUGAAUCUUGAGGAUGUUAUGAGAUCAAUUAUUUCAAUCAAAUUGGAAUUCAUGACUGCAAAAACUGAUCAUAUGAAGAUGGAUUCGUCUCAAAGAACUGACAGACUGCCAAUGCAGUUAGCUGCUGCUGCUGCUGGAACUUCCAACUCUACAAAUUCACUAGGCUCGAAGAAAGUAUUAGAAGAAAUGGUGGUGGGGCUAGGUGGUGAUGUUGUGCAAAUUCAGUCUGCUGGAGCUUCCCGCAUUAGAAGUUCACACGGAUCGAAGAAAUUACUGGAAAAAAAUCGUUGUGGGUAUUGA
Lactuca virosa is the source of this 621-nucleotide messenger RNA. Lineage: Eukaryota; Viridiplantae; Streptophyta; Magnoliopsida; Asterales; Asteraceae. The record is from the annotation of a GenBank genome assembly.